AUAGGAAAACUUCUUGUCUACAGGAGAACUUGUGUUGUGUCGUUUUAGAACUGAGGUGCGAGACCACCAGAAUGAAUCCUGCAUGUGCGUCAUGGGAUUGUCGACACGUUUGACGUCGCGAAUGUUCUGCGGAAAUAUCUGCAGAAACCUCAAACAGUUCACUCAGCACAGUUCACUCAAUGCCGCCGUGAGUGGGAAUCUAACAGUAACACUUGCAGUCACUGCUGUUUCAGGUCGUGGCGUGCACACAACGGCGCCCUCUUGUGGCAGGGCACCACGAGAUCGUCCAUGGAGCAUCUGGCUGUCUGGGGAUCCGAUGGAUAAGACGAUGCUGGUGGACAUGACCGCCCCGCGAUUCGAAUUCAAGAACAACUCGCUGCUAGCCGAUGCACCGCCAGUCGUCAAGAAAUUGCUCAGCAUGGAGUUUGGGAGAAAAAAAGACAUAUGGGCAGAGAGAAAGGAGGAUCUGAUAGCCAGGGUACAACGACAUCCGGACGACUUUGGUUCCAUUGAAGCUCAGAUUGCCAAGGAGACGGCCUGGAUUCGUCAGCUUCAGGACCACAUGCGACAGUCGCUGAAGGACAAGGUUAACAAGAAUCGGCUGGACGAGUUGAUUGACCACAGGCGUAAGCUGCUUAAAUACCUGCGACGGUGGGACUACACGCGAUUUCAGUGGUUGCUCGAACAGCUGGACAUCAAAUACAGAAAAAGCGAAGGUGGAGCUUUUCAAGAAGACGACAGAAGGGGCGGAUGCGCUGCCGGAGGCGCCCGCUGCGGCCGAGCACCUGUCGUUAAGGACAGCAGAUGGUUGGCUGAAAAGGAAGAGAUCGUCAAAUCGAUCGAGAUAGACGAGAAGCAGUUCAGUAUCGAUUCGUCGGAGACGGAAUACAAGCACAUACCGGAGGAGCUACGUAAAUCUGGCAACACUGCUUCCUAG
Messenger RNA from Priapulus caudatus, 937 nucleotides. RefSeq lists its product as uncharacterized. Gene Ontology annotation, cellular component: ribosome. The record is from RefSeq and is a predicted model, not a curated record. Gene Ontology annotation, molecular function: structural constituent of ribosome. NCBI's taxonomy places the organism in Eukaryota, Metazoa, Priapulida, Priapulimorpha, Priapulimorphida, Priapulidae. The transcript has 9 exons. Gene Ontology annotation, biological process: translation. Bases 83 to 937 code for a protein of 284 amino acids.